Postia placenta MAD-698-R-SB12 is the source of this 222-nucleotide messenger RNA. RefSeq lists its product as hypothetical. The record is from RefSeq and is a predicted model, not a curated record. Gene Ontology annotation, biological process: mitochondrial electron transport, ubiquinol to cytochrome c. Bases 1 to 222 code for a protein of 73 amino acids. The transcript is spliced from 4 exons. Lineage: Eukaryota; Fungi; Basidiomycota; Agaricomycetes; Polyporales; Adustoporiaceae.
AUGGCACGGAUAGCUCACCACCCCAUUCCCGAGCACAAGCUCCCUAUAACCUUCGCCCGUAGAUGGGGUACUAGCCUGGGUCUCUGGGGAGCUGGUGCUGGCAUUAUGGCGCUCUACGUGCUGUCGGCGACACCGCUCGUGAAGCGGGAAGUCCUUGCCAAGGUCCCAGUGGUGGGCGCAUACUGGCAGGACAAGAUCCCUGCGUCCGACAAGCCAUUCUAG